This is a messenger RNA of Jaculus jaculus (lesser Egyptian jerboa), 945 nucleotides long. Its product is annotated as olfactory receptor 8K5-like. Gene Ontology annotation, molecular function: G protein-coupled receptor activity; odorant binding; olfactory receptor activity. Lineage: Eukaryota; Metazoa; Chordata; Mammalia; Rodentia; Dipodidae. Gene Ontology annotation, biological process: sensory perception of smell; G protein-coupled receptor signaling pathway. Gene Ontology annotation, cellular component: membrane. The record is from RefSeq and is a predicted model, not a curated record.
GAAAUGGACAAACAGAACAGAACAGUGCUGCCUGAAUUCAUUCUGUUGGGAGUCACACAGAGGCCUGAGCUACAGCUCCCACUUUUUGGGGUCUUUCUCAUCAUCUACAUGGUCACUGUAGUGGGCAACCUGGGCAUGAUCAUUUUGACCAAGCUGGACUCCCGUCUAUUCACACCAAUGUAUUUUUUUAUCAGACAUCUGGCUUUCAUUGAUUUGGGCAACUCCACUGUUAUUUGUCCCAAGAUGCUGGUUAAUUUUGUUGUGGAUCGAAACACCAUUUCAUUUUAUGCAUGUGCCACACAACUGGCUUUCUUCCUUAUGUUCAUCAUCAGUGAAUUUUUUAUCUUGUCAGCCAUGGCCUAUGAUCGCUAUGUGGCCAUCUGCAAGCCUCUCAUCUACAACGUGCUCAUGUCUCAGAGAAAAUGUCACUUGUUAGUGGGCAUUCCAUACCUCUACAGUACAUUCCAGGCUCUGCUGUUCACGAGUAAGAUUUUCACCUUGACCUUCUGUGGCUCUAAAGUCAUCAGCCAUUUCUACUGUGAUGAUGUCCCUUUGUUACCUUUGCUGUGCUCUAAUGCCCAGGAAAUACAACUACGGAUCAUACUAUUUUCAGCACUUAAUUUGAUCUCCUCCCUCCUGGUAGUCCUGGGAACCUACAUUCUGAUUCUGUUAGCCAUAUGCCAAAUGCACUCUGCAGAAGGAAGGAAGAAAGCUUUCUCUACGUGUGCUUCCCAUUUGACAGUGGUGGUAGUCUUCUAUGGUUCCCUCCUUUUCAUGUACCUUCAGCCCAAGUCUACUCAUUCAUUUGAGAGUGAUAAAAUAGCUUCUGUGUUUUACACUUUAGUGAUCCCCAUGCUCAACCCCUUGAUCUACAGCUUAAGGAACAAAGAGGUAAAAAAUGCCUUCUUCAGGGUAUUUAAGAAUUUAUGCAAGUUUAUUACUUAG